AUGACAAAUUCAAAAUCAAGGAAUUGGGAAGACUAUUAUUUUAUGGGCUUAGAAGUUUUCUAUAAAGAGGAUGGUGUCAUCACUUCCCAGAGAAAAUUUUCCUUAGAUCUACUGAGAGAGUAUGAGUAUAUUUAUUACAGCAGUCUCAGUUCACCCAUUGAUCUCACUGUCGAACUGAAAGCCAAAGAGGGUGCAGUCUUAACAGAUCCUUCAUCCUGUAGGACAGUGAUAUGGAAAUCAAAUUUCUUCACAAAUACUAGAUUAGACAUUGCAUACAGUGUCCAGCACCUCAAUCAAUUCAUACAAAACCCUAGAGAACCUCACAUGAAAGUUGCUAAUCGUUUACUUAGAUAUCUGAGAGGUGAUCCUAUACUUGGGAUCGUUUGUCUAACAGUUCUGGUUGCACCAUCAGGGGAUAUUGUGACUCAAACUGGCAGUAUGUCUGGACGCUAG
Messenger RNA from Nicotiana tabacum (common tobacco), 453 nucleotides. The record is from RefSeq and is a predicted model, not a curated record. NCBI's taxonomy places the organism in Eukaryota, Viridiplantae, Streptophyta, Magnoliopsida, Solanales, Solanaceae.